AGUCUUCACUUCAAAUCAGCGCUGACAGCAGUAGUGCCGUUUACUCCAACCCGUGGUCACACAGAAGAACACCUCUCUACCCUCCCCUCCUGCGGUACUUUGCCUUCGAUUUUUAUUGCGAGAAGAGUUCAGCACUCUCUUCCCUCUGUGUACACACGAACUAGCGCUAUCCACUAGGCCACGAGCGGAAGCGAGAGCAAAACUCACUUUGCAAGAAAAGCUCGCUUACGCCGGGAUUCGAACCCCUGACCUGACCUCUAGAAGGUUUCGAGGAUACCAACUAGACCACCGGGGCGACCGCGGUAUGUAUGUACAUGAAUGUGCUCGUUCAGGUUCGGUCGGCCACCAAAAUGAAAGGCUGCGCGCGCAGCAGCCGUAGAAGGCAUCGAAGGUCGCGGCCGCCGGUGUUCAGCCUGGCUCUCCCCACAUGGAUUGUGAGAAUGGCUGCGGCAAUGAUGACAAUAGCCAUGGCCACUGUCAAAGCUGGAUUUGUUGAGGCAAAGGACGACGGAGGCGGUGCCCUCCCGAUUUUCGUCAUGGGUGCAGUGCCGCCUUCAACAGGGACGCAACAGCAGUCCCAGAACGGUGUUGGUUCAACCACCACGCAUGACAGGCUUCGCGGUUCCACGACGAUCCCGAGGCCUAAUCCGCUGGAGAGCGAUGAGCCCUACCCGUGGACAGGGGCGGGAGGAAGAUUCGGGCUUACUUCAGACUGGAGAGAGGCCGCCAUGAUGCCUGGUGCGGGAGGGGGGGAGGCAACGAUGAGGGGGGGUGACUGCAUGGGAGAUGCGAAACAGCGCCAAGUGCGGGAGAUCUUGGAGAGGAGAGCCAAAACUCCCGGUACUAGCAAGGUGGCGGCGUGCGUAAGAACAAAGGACUUCGGGCGCUUCCUACCCGAGUGGAUCGCGUACCACUACGCGAUAGGGGUCGACGAGAUCACGAUUUACGACGACGACAGCAAUGACGACACCGUGGAGAUUCUCCAACCCUUUGUCGACGCCGGCAUCGUUACGUACGUCCUGGAGAGGACUGGACAUUGGCAGAACCAGAUGACCCCGCUCAACCGGUGCCUGGAAGAGCACAUGGUUCGAAGGCUCAGCGACAACGAUGCUCCGAGAUGGCUUCUGUUCCACGACACGGACGAGUACAUAGUUCCCGUCGAUACAAGCGUCACGAUCGCCCAGGCUCUGGACAAGCAUAGCUCCACGUGCUGUGUACGGGUGCCGCGCGUGACAUACGGGGCAGGAGGGCACGACGAGAUGCCGCAAGGCCUGCUCCUGGAAGCAUUUCUGCAACACGCCCAUCUGCAUGAUUUCAAGAGCAACCGUCUACCCAAGCGGGCAUUGGCCGGUGAUAAAACUGUGCCUACAAGUAGUGGUGGAGGCUUGUCUCUCUUUCUGGAGAACCAGAUGCUGCAGGUCAUGGUAAACUUGGACACCACCCAACCGUUGCUGGGUCAGGCCACGUCCCGCUUGAAGAGCAUGCACAACGGACAAGGCUGCCUGUGUGACGUCAUACCCGUCGACGAGAUCCGCAUCAACCACUACCUAGGCAGCCGAGGCGACUACUUAGGAAAAACGAAGCGCUACUGGCAGGAAGUGUACAGCAGAGACAAGGUAGAGAAAUGGCUAAUGGAGAGAGACAUGAACAGCUUCAAGUCGGACACCAUCACGACCUGGGCGUGUGCAACGCGAGAGGUCCUCUCGAUCGUUCUUGAGGGCGGCGACCUGAACAAGGUACUGCCCGUCAUGGACGAAUAA
Messenger RNA from Ectocarpus siliculosus, 1760 nucleotides. NCBI's taxonomy places the organism in Eukaryota, Phaeophyceae, Ectocarpales, Ectocarpaceae. The record is from the annotation of a GenBank genome assembly.